Molecule: messenger RNA, 1534 nt
Organism: Tarenaya hassleriana
Lineage: Eukaryota; Viridiplantae; Streptophyta; Magnoliopsida; Brassicales; Cleomaceae
Product: rhodanese-like domain-containing protein 4, chloroplastic
Exons: 9
Coding region: 20-1312 (430 amino acids)
Source: RefSeq, a predicted model, not a curated record
GGUGUAGAAGGAAAAAGCCAUGGAAGCUCUGAAGACAGCAAGCUUUAGCCCUAUAUCAGUUCUGUCGGAGAAAAGAUCAGAACCCAGAAGGCUUGCAUGGCUCCCAAGCCUCUCCUCACCAAAGUCUCCGAGACCCAUCUCACAAGAAAGCUUCUUGAGGAGCUUUAAUGGCGGUUUGGCUCUUCUCACUUCCGCUUUAAGCAGUGCAGCUACUCCUGCAGCUAAAGCUCUCACGUACGAGGAAGCCCUCCAACAAUCUGUCACCUCUUCUUCUUCAUCGCCCUUUGAAUCAGACGGCCUGGUCGACGGAAUCGUCGGAUUCGUAACGGAAAACCCUUUGGUUAUAGCCGGCGGGGUUGCUGUUUUGGCUGUUCCAUGGGUUCUGUUUCAGGUUCUGAGCAAGAAGCCGAAAUCUUGGGGAGUAGAAUCUGCUAAGAGUGCAUAUACCAAAUUGGGUACAGACGAAAAUGCUCAGUUGGUGGACAUAAGAUCUCCUGGAGAAGCUAGACAAGUGGGUACUCCUGACAUUAAGGGUUUAGGCAAAAGACCGGUCACUGUUGUUUAUAAAGGAGAAGACAAAACUGGUUUUCUGAAGAAGCUUUCCUUGAAGUUUAAGGAACCGGGGAACACCACAUUGUUCAUUCUUGACAAGUUGGAUGGAAAUUCCGAACUCGUAGCGGAAUUGGUGGCUCUCAAUGGAUUCAAAGCUGCUUAUGCCAUAAAAGAUGGAGCCGAGGGACCUCGAGGCUGGUUGAACAGUGGUCUCCCUUGGGUAGAGCCGAAGAAGACUCUUAGCCUUGAUCUGAGUAAUCUGACUGAUGGUAUCGCCGGUGUUUUUGGCGAGAAUGGCGGUUUAUCUGUGGCUGUUGGGGUAGCUGCCGCUGCUGGAUUGGGUGCCUUAGCAUUUUCAGAGGUUGAAACUAUACUCCAGCUUCUGGCAGCACUUGUUCAGUUUGCAAGCAAGAAGUUUCUAUUUGCUGAGGACCGGAAGCAAACUCUGAAGCAGGUUGAUGAGUUCUUGAACACCAAGGUUGCCCCGAAAGAACUGGUCGAUGAGCUGAAGCAAAUCGGGAAAGCUCUGCUUCCGCCAACGACAAGCAGCAAAGCUCUCCCGGCUCCGGCGGCUGAAGCAGCGGCAGAGAGUCCAACCACAACAGCCACCACUACCAUCAACAAACCAGAGCCAUCACCAGCCGAAGCCAACUCAGCAAGAACCGAAACCAAACCAGAAUCUCACCCAAGACCGCUCUCUCCUUAUGCAUCCUACCCAGACUUGAAGCCUCCAGCAUCUCCGACGCCAUCGCAGCCCUGAAACCACCACACAAAAAAAAAAAAGUGUUGUGUUGCAGGGAACAUAUAGGCGCAAGUGGGUUGAAUUUAAUUGGUGUAAAAACAAACUACAUGGGAAGAGAUGGUUGUCUGAGCUUUUGCAUUUGCAGUUCAUGUGAUCUUUGGUCGUCUGGCUUUUGAUAUUCGAUGUUUGUCCUAAUAAAAAAAAAAAGGGAAGGGGAAAUUGACAUUCCAUUUCUUAUGA